AUGGAACCAUUAGACGAGCAUAUGGAGAACAAUUCUGAAGUCUCAAAUGCCAAUAUACAGCCUGAGGCUGAGGGUGCUGAUGUAGCCUCAAACAAAAGUGGUACUGGUCCUACUGGAAAAGGAACAAAAAGAAAACACAUGAGACCAAGAUCCAUUGUUUGGUCAUACUUCACUCAGAAUGAGGAUGAGAAUGGAAAUGAGACUUCAUCUUUAAAACAACACAUGGCUGCAUGUAAAGGGAACCUAGAGUGUGAACCUGGACAAACCGUGUUAAAUUUGCAACCAUGUAAUCUUGAUAAUGAUGGUAGAAGUGCACUUACUGCAUGGAAAUUUGAUCAAGAUGAAAUUCGAAAAGUUGUUGCAUACAUGGUCAUUGUUGAUGAAUUACCAUUCAAGUUUGUAGAAGGGGAAGGAUUCCGCCGAGUCAUGUCUAAAGUUUGCCCUAGGUUUAAAAUUUCAUCAAGAUGGACUAUGUCCAGGGGUUGUUUUCAAUUGUAUGCUGGUGAGAGGAUAAAGUUGAAGCAUUUUAUGAAAAAUAAUUGCCAAAGAGUUAGUCUGACAACUGAUACUUGGACUUCUGUUCAGAAAAUUAACUAUAUGUGCAUCACAGCUCAUUUCAUCGAUAAUGACUGGAACUUACAUAAAAAAAUCCUUAGUUUUGUGCCUGUUAAUAGCCACAGAGGUGAAUACAUUAGGAAGGCGAUAGAAGCUUGUGUUCUUGACUGGGGAUUAAAGAAUAUUUUCACGGUCACUGUAGAUAAUGCAAGUUCAAAUGAUGUAGCUAUUGCCUUCUUUAAAAGGAGAAUGUUGAACUGGGGUGGUAGUGGGGCUAAUUGUAAGUUCCUUCAUAUGAGGUGUAUUGCAUAUAUAAUUACUUUGGUUGUUACCGAAGGCCUAAAAGAUAUCAAACCUUCAGUGAAGCGAGUGAGAGAAGCAGUAAGAUAUAUUAGAAAUUCACCUGCUAGACUUAAAAAGUUCAAAGAUUGUGUUGAUUGGGAAAGUAUCGAGAGUAAGAGCUUUUUAUGUCUAGAUGUGGCUAUAAGGUGGAAUUCUACAUAUCUUAUGUUAAAAACAACUGCACAGUUUGAAAAGGCAUUUGAGAGAUUUGAAGAGCAAGAACCAUAUUUUGCAACUGAUUUAGCUAAACAUGGAGUCCCAACGUCUUUUGAUUGGUCCUGUGUGAAGAAAAUUUCAGACUUACUGAAGCAUUUUUAUGAGAUGACAUUGCGCAUUUCGGCUUCAUUAUAUGUUACUUCUCAUACUUUUUUCAAUGAGAUUAGCAAUUUGUGUUGCAUUUUGAAUGAAUGGAAAGAAAGUGAUGAUUAUGAAAUCAAAGACUUGGGCACAUCAAUGAAAUCAAACGAGAUGUACGAGGCUGAACAGGGUGUUGCAUUGUUUGAAAGUAUAAGAAAUGGACUCUUUGAGUUGUUCAAAGAAUAUGAAAGAAAAUACCAGCCAAAUGUUGAAGAUGAUAAUCGAGGGAGCUCUAGUUCUGUUUCUCCUAUGAUUGAUGAUUCUAGUUCUAUAAAAGUCACGAAGAAGCCAGUGAAUGUCUUGAAAGCUAGAUAUAAGCAACAGAAAUUGGAGAGUGAAGUCUUUGAGGAUUCUGAGGACCUUGAUGUGUUGAAGUGGUGGAAAAUUAAUUCAGGAAGAUUUCAUGUUCUUUCUACCGGUGGAAGGGUUCUUAAUGUGUUUAGGAGUUCAUUGACUCCAAAGAUUGUUGAAGCAUUGAUAUGUGCACGAGAUUGGCUUCGAGGUUCAAAUAAGCCUUUAAGUGUUGAAGAACUACAAGAUGAGGAGACUAAGUUUGCUGCUGCUACUGCCUGUUGUGAUGCUGCCUCCUAUGCUGCUGUUGUUUGA
Molecule: messenger RNA, 1860 nt
Organism: Striga asiatica
Lineage: Eukaryota; Viridiplantae; Streptophyta; Magnoliopsida; Lamiales; Orobanchaceae
Source: the annotation of a GenBank genome assembly